Messenger RNA from Acaulospora morrowiae, 3594 nucleotides. The record is from the annotation of a GenBank genome assembly. Lineage: Eukaryota; Fungi; Glomeromycota; Glomeromycetes; Diversisporales; Acaulosporaceae.
AUGUCUGCAAAAGCAAUUCGAGAAUAUGAUGGUAAACUUCUCUUGGAUUACUGGCUCUUCCGUUCGCCCUCCCUUUUGAAGGAAGACGGUUCUUCGAACGCGUCUAAAUUCUUGCCACCAGUCUCCAAAAUUGCUCAUGUUUCUUUUGACACCUCUAUCCUCGCGGACCUAACCAACAAUAAUCCUCAAAUUUCCUUUAACAAUCAUGUUAAUCAAUCCCUAAAUAUCCUGGAGCACACGCAUCCUUGGUUAUUGACCGAUAAGUUGGUCGUCAAGCCAGAUCAACUCAUAAAAAGACGUGGAAAGUCGGGUCUAUUAUUAUUAAAUGCUGACUGGCAACAGGUUAAGGAAUGGGUUAUCGAAAGAGCUGGUAAAGAAAUUCUGGUAGACCUUGUAACCGGAGUGCUAAAGACUUUUCUUAUCGAGCCAUUCGUUCCUCACCCUUCUCAUACCGAAUAUUACGUCAAUAUCAAUUCCGUUCGCGACGGAGAUUAUAUUUUGUUUACUCACGAGGGUGGCGUUGAAGUUGGUGACGUUGAUGCCAAGGCGUUGAAAUUGUUAAUUCCCAUAGAUGGGAAUUGCCCCACAUCCGAAGAGAUCAAGGAGAAAUUAUUGGUCAAUGUUCCUGAAGCUAAAAAAGAUGCUUUGGUUAACUUUAUUUCUCGAUUAUAUGCCGUGUAUGUUGAUUUGCACUUUACAUAUCUCGAAAUUAAUCCUCUGGUUGUAUUGGACUCCACAUCCGAUGGUGAAGCUUCAAAAAUAUAUUACCUCGAUUUGGCUGCCAAACUAGAUCAAACAGGUGAAUUCGAAGCCGGGCCAAAAUGGGCGAUCGCUCGGGCACCGCGAAAUGUCGGAGUUCUCGUUGAUGGUGAGACGAGGAAGGUUCAGAUUGAUCAAGGUCCACCCAUGGAAUUUCCGGCGCCCUUCGGUCGAGAAUCAACCAAAGAGGAAGCAUACAUACAAGAGUUGGAUUCAAAAACUGGGGCGUCCUUAAAAUUAACAAUCUUAAACAAAGAUGGAAGAAUAUGGACCAUGUUCAAUAUUCAUCAAAAUUCAAUAACCAUCUAUCUCUACACCCUCUUCUCGUUCAGUGAUGCAAUUGCCGCUUUAGGAUUCUCUAAUGAACUCGCCAAUUAUGGCGAAUAUUCGGGUGCUCCAACAGAAACGCAGACAUAUGAAUAUGCAAAGACGAUACUUGAUUUGAUGACUCGAAAUCCUAUACCACACCCUGAUGGCAAGAUACUCAUAAUCGGCGGUGGGAUUGCAAACUUCACGAAUGUGGCUGUUACGUUCAAAGGUCUAAUUCGUGCAUUGCAGGAAUUUAAGCAAUCAUUGAUGUUACAUAAAGUAAAGAUUUUCGUACGUAGAGGUGGUCCCAAUUAUCAGGAGGGUUUGAGAGCCAUGAGACAGUUGGGAGAUGAUCUUGGUAUCGAGAUUCAAGUAUUCGGCCCUGAAACUCAUAUCACUGAGAUCGUGCCCUUAGCAUUAUUAGGGCAUGGUUCAGGACUUGAUAACAACAAUGUUUCCGGUCAAACUCCGGUGUCUGUUAAUUCUUUCCAGGAUCAAAUUCUUGGAUCCAAUUCUUCCACCACCAACGGCAAGGGAAAAAACCCGAAUAACAAUACCGCCGAAGCAGUCAGAGAUCCGACGGUCCCAAUCGCGAACCCCCGAGAAAGAAUGACCUUCUUUGAAAAUCCUACAACUCAAGAACGUCCAUGGUACGCUGCAUUCACUAACGAAACGCGUGCCUUUGUGUAUGGGAUGCAACCUCGUGCCGUGCAAGGAAUGCUAGAUUUUGACUAUAUUUGCAAACGUCAUGUUCCUUCGGUUACUGCAAUGAUUUAUCCCUUCGGUGGUAAUCAUGUGCAAAAAUUCUACUGGGGAACUAAGGAGACCUUGCUUUCUGUAUUUAACAACCUUGAGGAUGCGAUUAAAAAAUAUCCGGAAGUUGAUACCGUUGUCAAUUUUGCUUCUUCUCGCUCUGUCUAUGACUCAACUUUAGAAUUUUUCAAGUAUUCUGAUCAAAUCAAAACAAUCGCCAUCAUUGCUGAAGGUGUUCCUGAACGUUACGCUCGUAAGAUUCUUCAUGAAGCCAAAAGGCGAGGCGUUUUGAUCAUCGGUCCUGCAACCGUUGGCGGUAUUAAACCCGGUUGUUUCAAGAUUGGUAACACCGGUGGCAUGAUGGACAACAUAGUUUCGUCAAAAUUAUAUCGUCCAGGCUCGGUGGCCUACGUAUCAAAGUCAGGUGGCAUGUCCAACGAAUUAAAUAACAUUAUAUCCAGGACAACGGAUGGUGUCUACGAAGGCGUGGCUAUCGGUGGUGAUCGAUAUCCGGGGUCAACAUUCAUUGACCAUUUGCUGCGUUUUGAAAGUGAUCCUAAUUGUAAGAUGUUGGUCCUGCUCGGUGAAGUUGGCGGAGUGGAAGAAUAUUAUGUGUGUGAUGCUAUCCGUGAAGGGCGUAUUAAAAAACCCUUAAUUGCCUGGUGUAUCGGAACUUGUGCCAAGAUGUUUUCGACUGAAGUUCAAUUUGGUCAUGCAGGUGCCUUGGCUCAGUCUGAUUUAGAGACUGCUGACUCGAAGAACAAAGCACUUAGAGAUGCUGGCGGCAUUGUUCCCGAAACCUUUGAAAAAUUGCCUUUGACCUUGUAUGAAACUUACCAAAACCUUGUAUUAAAAAAGGUUAUCGUUCCCGCACCAGAACCUGAAAUUCCAAAGGUACCUAUUGAUUACUCUUGGGCCCAAGAGCUUGGUUUGGUUCGUAAACCAGCAAGUUUUGUGUCGACCAUAUGUGACGAUCGUGGACAGGAAUUAUUAUAUGCGGGAAUGAGGAUAUCGGAUGUAUUUAAGGAAAGCAUUGGAAUUGGUGGUGUUUUAAGUUUACUCUGGUUCAAGAGGCGUCUCCCAGAAUAUGCAUGCAGAUUUAUUGAAAUGAUAUUAAUGUUGACCGCGGACCAUGGCCCUGCCGUAUCUGGUGCUCACAACACCAUCGUCACUGCUCGAGCCGGCAAGGAUCUCAUAUCAAGCUUGUGCGCCGGUUUAUUGACAAUUGGUGAUCGGUUCGGAGGUGCCCUUGACGGCGCGGCCGAACAAUUCACUAGUGCCUACGAUAAGAGUUUAACACCCCGAGAGUUCGUCGAUUCUAUGCGAAGGCAGAACAAACUUAUCCUUGGCAUUGGUCAUAAAGUGAAGUCACGCAACAAUCCGGAUCUCCGCGUAGAAAUCAUCAAAGAUUUUGCCAAAAAUAACUUCCCAGCAACAAAACUACUAGAUUAUGCAUUGGCUGUCGAGGAGAUAACUACGACCAAAAAGGAUUCGCUCAUCCUUAAUCUUGAUGGGGCUAUUGCCGUAUGUUUUGUUGACUUGCUACGUGAAUCGGGCGCCUUUAGUAGGGAAGAAACCGAAGAAUAUAUUAAGAUCGGCGCGCUAAAUGGAUUAUUUGUUCUCGGAAGAAGUAUAGGUUUUACUGGCCAUUAUCUAGAUCAGCGAAGGCUGAAGCAAGGUCUUUAUCGACAUCCAUGGGAUGAUAUUUCUUAUUUAGUGCCAGGCGCGGAAACUGGUCGUACAUUUGUUAGUCAAGAUACAUUUGAGAAAAAA